AUGCAUAUGUUUGUGUUUUCAAAUAUUGAUAUUCAUAAUGGUCGUACUUAUCCCUCCACAUGUAUGGACCUCAGUUCAGACGGAAGCCCCCGGUUGAGACGUACUUCCGGUCACAUCGAGUUGCGUAUCCAUGUGUAUAACUGCGGUCCUUCCCCUGGUGUCGAAUGCGGGCCAACCACCACUACUCAUGCUUUACGUUUGCAACCGAGCUGGCGCGUGAACCAGCUACGCUCCGAUGUUUCCAGUCUGACGGAUAUUCCGAGUUCCCGACAAUUAUGGUCUGAAAACCCACCUAUGCCCACCAAUGUGGGCAAUGUUCCUACCUCACUAGAUUCGUCUGGUGCGUCGACACUGACGAAAUCCGAUGCUCUUCUCUGUUUGGUUAGUGAGUUGAAUAGCCGGCCACAUCUCCGUGUCAGUCCUUCAAGCAGCAGUGGCCGAUCCUCUCGGGGUUCCAGUCCGCACAAUCCUAGUCUAGCUGAUCUGGGUCUGCAACCAGGCGAGGUGUACACACUCUACGUAACCCGAUCGCCUGCGAAUGGCGCUUCGACAGACAAUCCUUCUUUGCGUAUUGGAUCAAACGAUCAACCCUACCGAUCAUAUACCGAAUCCACAACUGGUGCAAAUGCUGCAACAACUAGCUCGAAGCGUACAUCCUAUCGGAAGCCCAUGCAUUGUAAACUCUCCGAUGAUCACCCAUCCGACAUUGAUGAUGAUGUUGAGGACUACGACUAUGACAACUAUAUUGAAGAUUUGGAUGAAGUUGAACAACCGAAAUAUAAUUUAUGGGCUGAUCCUCUAAUUCCGGAAUCUCACUUUAGCGAUGAUCCCAGUGAAGCAACCGAGAAAUUUUGUCAGCUAUUUCUUCAACGGUACUGUGGUGAUGGCGCUACCAUGGCUCCACCGUUUGCUACUUGCAGUUUGGACGUGGCUCUUUCAUCGUCCGUGGGUAUAGCCAGUGUAACUGAUCGUAAACCGCUCUUCAUUUAUCUGCAUCACAACGACAGUGUGGCUUGUCACGUAUUCUGCCAACAAAUUCUCUGUUCACCCGGCCUUGGCCAAUUCCUGGGGGAUCACGGAUUCUGUUUGUGGCCGUGGGAUGUGACUAGACCCCGAGCUCGGGAACGUCUGCUCGGUUGGCUGGAGAACAAAAUACCCAAGCUAGCCAGUUUCAUCACACCUCUAGCGGUGAGCUGUUUCUCCUUUUUCUGA
Molecule: messenger RNA, 1212 nt
Organism: Echinostoma caproni
Lineage: Eukaryota; Metazoa; Platyhelminthes; Trematoda; Plagiorchiida; Echinostomatidae
Source: the annotation of a GenBank genome assembly